UGUUUUGCAUCAGUGUGGGAGUUGUAAUGAUCGGUGUAUUACUGGCUUCGGCUUUUGAGGACGUACCUGAGUGGUGAUGAUCAUGGCCGAAGCAUCGUUGUCUGCAAGUGGCGAGGAUCCAUUUUUGGAGGUGAAAGCUAUUUCAAGGGUUCUGUCGUCUGAGGCUACCCGAGGAUCCGAUGGGCUGGAGGAAACUUUUCAAAAUUCGCCCUCAGCCACGCAAUUUCUGCGUACAUUAAGCAUUCCCAGAACGGACCAGACUAAGGCACAUGUCAGGCAGAGGGCUGUGCAACCUGGUGAGACUAAAAAGCACCUGAUUGGAGAACUUCCUGGUGGUCGCCCGAGGAGUGCGACUUGCGUUUGUCAGGUGCAAGGAUCGGUUCCUGUCCCCGUUAGGACCCCUCAAAGGACUCCCCACAAAUCCCCCCGCAAAUCUCUCCUCAAGUCUAAAGGGGAAGGUUUAGAGUUUAAUUGUUCCUGUAAGCGCCAUGGCGAGCGUUACCAACAAGGGAAUUGGAGUGGUGAAGAAUGGGAAAGCAAUAGCUUUGCCACUAAGAAAGCAGGAGCAUGCAAGUGUGUGGCGGGGGCAGUAGUUGAUUGUACAGCUGUGUGUUGUUGCCCUCUCUCUCUUCUGCAUCUUUUAGCUCUUGCUUGUAUCAAGCUGCCCUCUAUUGUUGUCAUUCGGGUCCUGAGGAAAGCGAAAACCAAGCUUCGCAAGAAACAGAAGUGUCAAGAAGCUAAUGAGCAUAAUAUUGGUCCAACCACACCCUUCACGCCCUCUCUUUCGUGCCAAGAAUCUACGAGUGACGUCUCUUGGGCGCCAGACUCAGGAUUCGGUGAUCAUCGGAUGUGGCAAGAGUAUUUCGGGGGGGAGGAAAUCAGCCUUGCGGAUCACUAGAGAGAAGGAUCUAGUGUCUACAUUUUGUACAGAACGGAUCACUACUGUGCGCAGAAUGUUGAUUUCCGCUCUUUUGCAGCCUCGUACAGAGAGGUCAUGCCUUUCGUCUGCACCCCCGCUGUGUUUCUUUUUUCUUGGGUCAACGUGCUCUAUUGGCAGAGCGAUAUGUCUUGUCUUAUCCAUCUUGGAUGUGGAGUAUUAUUUCACCAGACUAGUACAUUCUUUGAAUGUUUAUUUGAGCGUCCUCUAGAAUUUUGUGAAACACACAGAAGAGGACGAAAGUGAUUCUCUUAGGUACGUGGACUCAUGCCGCAUUCCCACGUUUUAGCCUCUUGGCAGGGAGUGCUUGCUGGGCCACCGGGAUAUGUUCUGGGAUUCUCAUGAAAAGUCAUUUAAGUUUUAAUUGUAUUCAGGAACAUAGAUAUACUUCAAGGAGAAGUGACAGUGGUUCUUUUUGGUGCCUAAUUAAAGUCCUUCCUUGGAGACCGAUUCUUCUGUAUGAAGACCUGUGAUUGUAAUGUAUCUACAUUUCUUCAACGAAGUUUUACAUUCUUCUUCUGGUUA
Messenger RNA from Physcomitrium patens, 1462 nucleotides. RefSeq lists its product as uncharacterized. Lineage: Eukaryota; Viridiplantae; Streptophyta; Bryopsida; Funariales; Funariaceae. The record is from RefSeq and is a predicted model, not a curated record.